This is a messenger RNA of Elephantulus edwardii (Cape elephant shrew), 3036 nucleotides long. RefSeq names its product myosin IG (gene MYO1G). The record is from RefSeq and is a predicted model, not a curated record. The coding region runs from base 1 to 3036 and encodes 1011 amino acids. The transcript is spliced from 22 exons. NCBI's taxonomy places the organism in Eukaryota, Metazoa, Chordata, Mammalia, Macroscelidea, Macroscelididae. Gene Ontology annotation, cellular component: vesicle; microvillus; plasma membrane. Gene Ontology annotation, molecular function: microfilament motor activity; actin filament binding; ATP binding. Gene Ontology annotation, biological process: actin filament organization; vesicle transport along actin filament.
AUGGAAGAAGGACCUGAUUAUGGCAAACCCGACUUUGUGCUUUUGGACCAGGUGACCAUGGAAGACUUCAUGACAAACCUGAAGCUCAGGUUUGAGAAGGGCCGCAUCUACACCUACAUCGGCGAGGUGCUGGUAUCUGUGAACCCUUACCAAGAGCUCCCACUCUAUGGGCCCGAGGUCAUCACCCAGUACCAGGGUCGAGAACUCUACGAACGACCACCCCACCUCUACGCUGUGGCCAAUGCUGCCUACAAGGCUAUGAGGCACCGCUCUAAGGACACGUGCAUCGUCAUUUCAGGGGAGAGUGGGGCAGGAAAGACGGAAGCUAGCAAGCACAUCAUGCAGUACAUUGCUGCUGUCACCAACCCGAGCCAGAGGGCUGAGGUGGAGAGGGUCAAGGAUGUGCUACUUAACUCCACCUGCGUGCUGGAGGCCUUUGGAAAUGCUCGCACCAAUCGGAACCACAACUCCAGUCGCUUCGGCAAAUACAUGGACAUCAAUUUUGACUUCAAGGGGGACCCCAUCGGAGGUCACAUCCAUAGCUAUCUGCUGGAGAAGUCCCGGGUCCUCAAGCAGCACGUGGGCGAGAGGAAUUUCCAUUCUUUUUACCAGAUGCUGCAGGGAUGUGAGGAAGAAUUGCUACAAAAGCUGCAUUUGCAGAGGAAUCCUGCUUUGUACAAUUUCACUCGCCAGGGAGCUGGGCUCAAUGCCUUGGACAGAGAUGAGACAGGUCACCAGGCAGUGAACCAGGCCAUGAGGGUGAUUGGAUUCAGUCCUGAGGAAAUGGCAUCUGUUCAUCGGAUCCUAGCAGCUAUCUUGCAUCUGGGAAAUAUUGAGUUUGUGGAGACAAAGGAAGAAGGGCCAGAGAAGGAGGGUCUUGUGGUGACAGAGGAGAUGCUGGUGGACCAUGUGGCUGAAUUGACUGCCACACCCCGGGAUCUGGUGCUCCGCUCUCUGUUGGCCCGCACAGUAGCUUCAGGGGGCAGGGACCUCAUCCAGAAGGGCCACUCCAGGGCGGAGGCCUGCUAUGCCCGAGACGCUUGUGCUAAGGCAAUAUACCAGCGGCUGUUUGAGUGGAUUGUAGAUAGAAUUAAUGGUAUUAUGGAAGCCCAAGGCCGGGACCCUCGACAUGAUGGCAAAGACACGGUCAUAGGCGUGUUGGACAUCUAUGGCUUCGAGGUGUUCCCUGUCAACAGUUUUGAGCAGUUCUGCAUUAACUACUGCAACGAGAAGCUCCAGCAGCUGUUCAUCCAGCUCAUCCUGAAGCAGGAGCAAGACGAGUAUCAACGGGAAGGCAUCACCUGGCAGAGCAUCGAUUACUUCAACAAUGCUGCCAUCAUAGAGCUGGUGGAGCGGCCCCACCGCGGUGUCCUGGCUGUGCUGGAUGAGGCCUGCAGCUCCGCAGGCACCAUCACUGAUCGGCUCUUCCUGCAGACCUUGGACACCCACCAUCGGCACCACCCACACUACACCAGCCGCCAGCUCUGCCCCACAGACAAGAGCAUGGAGUUUGGCCGAGACUUCCGAAUCAAGCACUAUGCGGGCAGUGUCACGUACUCUGUGGACGGCUUCAUUGACAAGAACCGAGAUUUCCUCUUCCAGGACUUCAAACGGCUCCUGUACAACAGCACAGACCCCACCUUGAAGGCUAUGUGGCCAGAUGGACAACAGGACAUCACAGAAGUCACCAAGCGCCCCCUAACAGCUGGCACACUUUUUAAGAACUCCAUGGUAGCCCUGGUAGAAAACCUGGCCUCCAAGGAGCCUUACUAUGUGCGCUGCAUCAAGCCCAAUGAAGACAAAGUGCCUUGGAAGUUGGACGAGGGCCAUUGCUGCCACCAAGUUGCAUAUCUUGGGCUACUGGAGAAUGUGAGGGUCCGCAGAGCUGGCUUUGCAUCCCGCCAACCUUAUCCCCGAUUCCUGCUGAGGUACAAGAUGACUUGUGAAUACACGUGGCCCAACCACCUGCUGGGCUCAGACAAGGCGGCUGUGAGCGCCCUCUUAGAGCAGCAUGGACUGCAGGGGGAUGUGGCCUUUGGACACAGCAAGCUGUUCAUCCGUUCACCCCACACCCUGGUCAUGCUGGAACAGAGCCGGGCUCGCCUGGUGCCCAUCAUUGUGCUCCUUCUGCAGAAGGCAUGGCGGGGCACCCUGGCUCGGUGGCGCUGCCGGCGCCUGCGGGCCAUCUACACCAUCAUGUGCUGGUUCCGGCAGCACAAGGUGCGGACACAUCUGGUAGAGCUGCAGCAAUAUUUCCUAGCUGCUCGGAAGCCCCCACUCUAUGGCCGUGACCUCACCUGGCCCCUGGCUCCAGCAGUGCUGAAGCCUUUCCAGGACAUCUGCCAGGCACUUUUCUGCAGAUGGCGGGCCAGGCAGCUGGUGAAGAACAUUCCACCUUCAGACAUGGUGCAGAUCAAGGCCAAGGUGGCUGCUAUGGGAUUGCUGCAGGGGCUGCGCCAGGACUGGGGCUGCCAGCGGACCUGGGUCCAAGACUACCUGUCCUCGGCCAUUGACAACCCUACAGCCUCCAGCCUCUUUGCUCAUCGGCUGCAGACUCUCCGGGAGAAGGAUGGCUUCAAGGCUGUACUCUUUUCUAGCCAUGUCCGCAAGGUGAAUCGCUUCCACAAGAGCCGAGAUCGGGCACUUCUUCUCACAGACCAGUAUUUGUAUAAGCUGGAACCAGGCAGGCAGUACCGGGUGAUGCGGGCUGUCCCUCUCCAGGCUGUGACCGGGCUGAGUGUGACGAGUGGGCGGGACCAGCUGGUGGUACUGCAUGCCCGGGGCCAGGAUGAUUUGGUGGUCUGUCUACAUCGCACCCAGCCGGAGCUGGACAAUCGAGUGGGAGAGCUGGUGGGUGUGCUGGCUGCACACUGCCAGGGGCAGGGCAGGAUACUGGAGGUCCGUGUCUCUGACUGCAUUCCCCUGAGCCAGCGAGGAGCACGGCGCCUGGUCUCUGUGGAAACCAAGCCUGAGCAGCAGGUUCCUGAUUUCCGCUGCAGCCAUGCAGGCAUCACCCUGCUCUGGCCAAGCCACUGA